Messenger RNA from Musa acuminata AAA Group (dessert banana), 1719 nucleotides. RefSeq names its product protein HEAT STRESS TOLERANT DWD 1-like. Gene Ontology annotation, cellular component: nucleolus. The record is from RefSeq and is a predicted model, not a curated record. Lineage: Eukaryota; Viridiplantae; Streptophyta; Magnoliopsida; Zingiberales; Musaceae. The coding region runs from base 106 to 1512 and encodes 468 amino acids. Gene Ontology annotation, biological process: ribosome biogenesis. The transcript is spliced from 13 exons. Gene Ontology annotation, molecular function: protein binding.
CGAGUCACACACCGUUCUAGGGUUUUGCGAUCUCACCUCCGACGCUUGCUCCUCGCUACGCCUCCAUCGGGGAUUCAUUCGAGUUGGGAUUUCACGUCCGAGACGAUGGUGAGGAGUCUCAAGAAUCCCAAGAAGGCUAAAAGAAAGAAUAAGGGAUCGAAGAAGAGCGAGUCUUCCUCGGUGCCCUCCGCACCGGCUAAGGUAUGGCAACCCGGUGUAGAUCAGUUAGAAGAGGGUGAAGAGCUGCAGUUUGAUCCUUCGACAUACAAUUACCUACGUGCAUUUAGUAUUGGAUGGCCCUGUUUGAGUUUUGACAUAGUGCAUGAUUCUUUGGGAUUGGUUCGGUCAGAGUUUCCACACACAUUUUAUGGUGUUGCCGGAACCCAGGCCGAACAAGCAUCCUGGAAUUAUCUUGGAAUUUUUAAGCUCUCAAAUAUAUCUGGGAAGAAGCGUGAACUAGUCCCUGUUUCGACCGCUGACAAUGAUGUUGACAUGGAUAGUGAGAGCAGCAGCGAUGAAGACGAUGAUGAUGAAGAUGAUAAAUCUUCACAACCUGUUCUACAUUUGCAUAAAGUGGCUCAUCAAGGAUGUGUAAAUCGCAUACGCUCCAUGAUUCAAAGACCUCAUAUAUGUGCUACAUGGGCUGAUACUGGUCAUGUCCAGGUUUGGGACAUAAGCACACUUUUGAAUGCUUUAGCAGAAUCUGUUUCAGACACAACCGUUGGAGGAAAUAGCAUACAUCGACUCUCUCCCAUUGUAAAGUUUGGUGGUCACAAAGAUGAAGGCUAUGCUAUUGAUUGGAGUCCUAUUGUUCCUGGAAGGCUUGUCUCUGGUGAUUGCAAUAGUUCUAUUCACUUGUGGGAACCUUCUGCUGAAACAUGGAAUGUGGAUUCAAGUCCCUUUGUUGGACAUGCUGCUAGCGUGGAAGAUUUACAAUGGAGUCCAACAGAAGCUGAUGUUUUUGCUUCAUGUUCGGUGGAUGGAACUAUAGCAAUAUGGGAUACCAGACUGGGAAAGUCGCCAGCACUUUCUGUAAAGGCACACAACACUGAUGUCAAUGUUAUCUCAUGGAAUCGACUAGCAAGCUGUAUGAUUGCUUCCGGAAGCGAUGAUGGUACCUUUUCUAUUCGUGAUCUUAGACUGAUUAAGGGUGACUCAUUAGUGGCUCACUUUGAGUAUCACAAACAACCCAUCACAUCCAUUGAGUGGAGCCCACAUGAAGCAUCUACUUUAGCUGUUGCAUCUGCAGAUAAUCAGUUGACGAUAUGGGACCUUUCAUUAGAAAAGGAUGAAGAGGAGGAGGCAGAAUUUAAAGCUAAGAUGAAAGAGCAAGUGAAUGUGGCCCAAGACUUACCACCACAACUGCUUUUUGUUCAUCAGGGUCAAAAGGAUUUGAAGGAAUUGCAUUGGCACACACAGAUUCCCGGAAUGGUCACAUCGACAGCAGCUGAUGGCUUCAACAUUUUGAUGCCUGCAAAUAUUGACACUACUCUUCCUUCGACUGAUGCCUAAUCUAUUUAGGCGAAGAGCAUAUCUGGACAAUGCAUCAGCAACUGCAGUCAAAAUGCCGCAAGAUCCAGUUCUCUAGCUGGCACCAGUUUUGAUCUAUGCUUUAAUCAACUUUUGUUCUUAUCUAAGUGUAACAGAAUUUCUUUAAGCAGGUGUGCCUGUACUAUUUCUACCGUGAAUCAGUUAUCGAUCGCCCAAACAUUCUAAGAA